Messenger RNA from Ambispora gerdemannii, 2490 nucleotides. The record is from the annotation of a GenBank genome assembly. NCBI's taxonomy places the organism in Eukaryota, Fungi, Glomeromycota, Glomeromycetes, Archaeosporales, Ambisporaceae.
AUGGACUACUUAAAGUCAACCUUAUCACGAGUAGUCUUACGAAAAGAUAUACCGCCUUUUCCAUAUAAUUUUGGAGAAAAGGUAGUAGAAUAUGAAAAUUUGUCUAUAUGGGAACUAUUUCGAGGAACAAAAAAGGAGGAUGGUUCCGCUGUGUCGAUUUUCACCUUUGAUUGUACAAAACAAAAUUAUUGGCUGCCGUUAGCUAGGAACGCGUUUAAAAAAAUGCGCACAAUACGACAUCCUGAUCUUCUGCGAUACGUCGAUGGAGUAGAAACCGAAUCUUAUAUUUAUAUUGUCACUGAUUAUGUGGCCCCAUUAAACUCACAAUCAAGCUCUUUAUCCGACGUCAAUUUGAAGCUAUGGGGAUUAUAUAAAGUUGCUAAUGCCCUCAAUUUUCUGAAUAAUGAUUGUUCGAUUGUUCACGGAAAUGUUCGUAUAUCGUCGAUAUUUACAAAUAAAGCGGGUGAAUGGAAAUUGGGUGGUUUUGAAUUGAUGAGUUCAUCGAAGGAAGAGGAUCCAGUUAUUUAUACGAGUGGUGGCUAUUUGCCAGAUUCCUCGAGAUAUUCUUCACCAGAAAUAACUAAAAGUUCGUGGAAUAUAUUAAGAGAUCACGCAAUUUGGGUAACCGAUGCGUGGAAUUAUGGAACACUUAUAUACGAAGUAUACAAUGGACCAUUCACGUCGGUUGAUCAACUUCAAAAUAUGGGUACAAUACCUCAGGCGAUUUAUAUAGAAUACAAAGACUUAAUUAAUCCGAAUCCUCAACUCCGUACCAAUAUUUCAAUGUUUGUUGAAAGCGGAUUACGUGUAGGCGGAAUUUUCCAAAAUGAUUUAGUGCAAGUGAAUUUGUUUCUAGAGAAUAUGAAUAUCAAAGAAGCUAGCGAAAAAAUCGCAUUUAUAAAAAAGUUAAACGAGUCGAUCGAUACCUUUCCGGAAAAUAUUUGUAAAUAUAAAAUAUUGCCGGAACUUUUGAACGCUUUGGAAUUUGGCGCAGGAGGAGCCAAGGUCAUAGGACCAAUCAUAAAGAUUGGCAAAACUCUAUCUCAGGAUGAAUACGACCAAUACAUCUCGACAGCCAUAAUAAAAAUGUUUGCCUUACCUGAUCGAACUAUGCGACUCAACUUGCUAGAGAAUCUACCGGCAUUUAUCGAAAGGUUCAACAUUAAAACAGUCACUGAUAAAAUAUUUCCGCACAUAGCCACAGGAUUUGCGGAUACGGCGCCGGUUAUCAGAGAAAUGACAGUGAAAUCUGUUUUAUUGCUUGCACCAAAGUUAUCGGAAAAAAUUAUCAAUAAUGAUUUACUUCGAUAUCUGGCGAAAUUGCAAAUUGAUGAAGAGCCCGGUAUUAGAACCAAUACGACAAUUUGUUUGGGUAAAAUUAGCAAGUAUUUGAGUGAAGGUACAAAGGGUAAAGUUCUAGUACCCGCUUUCACGAGAGCAUUACGUGAUCCUUUUCCACAUGCAAGGGUUGCAAGUUUAAUGGCAUUGGCUGCCACUGCUGAGUAUUAUGAUAAAGUGGAUUGUGCCACAAAAAUUUUGCCUUCUGUGUCGUUGAUAUUAAUAGACAUGGAAAAACCUGUUCGUGCACAAGCCUUCAAAACCUUUGACGUAUUUGUUAAACGAUUAGAAAAUUUAGUUGAUUCGAUGCCUGAGACUGCACCACCGCCUCCACCGUCAGGACUUCCAGGAGUUGCACAUGCGGCAGGCGGUGUGGCUGGAGUUGUCGCUUCCGCUGCAGAAACAUGGGGAGGUUGGGCAGUGACAUCUUUGAAAAAGCUCGUUGGAUCAGGGGAAACAAUGGGCAACAUAUCGGAACCACCACCAUCAUCACAGCCUCCUAGAACGUCCAAUUUUGGCGCCGGAUUAAUAUAUUUUGAAAAUGAUACGAAAAAGAAGGAAACUGACGAAUGGAAUGGAUUUCAAUCUUCUUUUCCACCAUUAUCUCCUACAACAUCAAGUGGGGGGAUGAAACUGGGGACUAUCGGAGGGGCUAAUUCAUUGAACUCAAUGAAACUUGGGUCAUCAAAUGAUAAUAAUAAUACAGGUCAAAACCUGUCGAAUAAUUUAUUCGAUUUUGAAAGUGACUUUUUCAAUGUUGUAAACAGCAAUGCUAAUAAUAAUGAUUGGGGAGGAUUCCACCAAUCACCUUCCGCAUCUUCUGUAUCAUUGUCACAACGUCCUAUUUCAGGAAUGUCAUCAAAUUUUGGGUCGUCGCAGUUGGCACCUACUGGUGCAACUUUGCCAAUGAAAUUAGAAUCAAGUAAUAAAGCUUCCGAUGGUUGGAAUUUCGACGAUUCGGGAUGGGGCGAUAAUUGGGGUGAUGGUAGUAGUCCUGCGAUCCAAAGACUACCACCACCACCUUCAAAUAAUCUGUCAAAAGAAGAGAAAGCCGCAGAGAUGAAUCGCAAAAGAGAAGAACGACGUCAGAGAAUGGGCGAAUUAAGGGAACAAAAGAAGAAAGGCGGUGGAUUGGGUGCACGAAAAAUUUAA